AUGAGGACCUGGGCUUGCGUUUUGCUGAUAGGUUUUGGCUACCUGUCCUUUGCCUUCUCCGAGAUACGGUUGUGUGUCACAGAGUGCGCACUGUUUGUGGGAGCUUUCAGUAAAACGGGAUACGAUGAUGUUUCAGAAACAAACUUGAGAUCUUACAGUGUUCAUUCUGCUAAACAUGUGCAAGAGAAUCGUCCUGUGCCCAUUCGCAGAAAAAGAAGCAUUGAGGAAGCCAUCCCGGCUGUCUGCAAAACACGGACGGUUAUAUACGAGAUACCUCGGAGUCAGAUUGAUCCCACCUCUGCCAACUUCCUGAUAUGGCCACCCUGCGUGGAGGUGAAACGUUGCACUGGCUGUUGCAACACCAGCAGUGUGAAAUGCCAGCCGUCGCGGAUACAUCACAGAAGCGUCAAGGUGGCAAAAGUGGAAUAUGUUAGAAAAAAGCCAAAAUUAAAAGAAGUUCUGGUGAGAUUAGAAGAGCAUAUGGAAUGCACCUGUACAUCAUCAAAUACUAAUUCAGAUUAUAGAGAAGAAGAAACUGGAAGGCCUAGGGAAUCAGGUAAAAAACGGAAACGAAAAAAGUUAAAACCAACAUAA
Messenger RNA from Egretta garzetta (little egret), 594 nucleotides. RefSeq names its product platelet derived growth factor subunit A (gene PDGFA). The coding region runs from base 1 to 594 and encodes 197 amino acids. Gene Ontology annotation, cellular component: membrane. Lineage: Eukaryota; Metazoa; Chordata; Aves; Pelecaniformes; Ardeidae. The transcript is spliced from 6 exons. Gene Ontology annotation, molecular function: platelet-derived growth factor receptor binding; growth factor activity. The record is from RefSeq and is a predicted model, not a curated record. Gene Ontology annotation, biological process: positive regulation of ERK1 and ERK2 cascade; positive regulation of protein autophosphorylation; positive regulation of phosphatidylinositol 3-kinase/protein kinase B signal transduction.